Messenger RNA from Ailuropoda melanoleuca (giant panda), 5526 nucleotides. RefSeq names its product CD300 molecule like family member b (gene CD300LB). Gene Ontology annotation, molecular function: transmembrane signaling receptor activity. Lineage: Eukaryota; Metazoa; Chordata; Mammalia; Carnivora; Ursidae. Gene Ontology annotation, cellular component: plasma membrane. Bases 4293 to 4895 code for a protein of 200 amino acids. The transcript has 4 exons. The record is from RefSeq and is a predicted model, not a curated record.
AACCGAUGGCAGGGCUUGAGGGAGGAGUGCUCAGAGGCCCAAGCAGGUUUGGCUGAAGGAGCUACAGAAAGCCAUGAAGACACCAACCGUUUGAUGAGCCUUGAAGAAAGGGAUCAGCCCUUCAAGCAGAGAAGGGAGAAGAGCGUUCCAGGGAGAGAGGACUACUUGACCAAGACACGGAGGCUUGAGAAAGGACGGGGCAUUCAUGCACAGGGGCGCUCAGUGUGCAGGGGGCGUUGGGGUGACUGGUGGGCCGUGAGGUUGGAAAGGCACAAGAAAAGAUUAAGAAGGCCCUUCCACACCAUGCCCUUUGAGCCUUUCAAAGAGAAAAUUGCUCAGGAACUGUGUGGGAGAUGGGAGGAGGUCAUGUAUCUUCUCUGUGGGAAGCCGCUGCACACACUGAGCACAGACAUUAGGGUCAGUCCAAAAGUUUGCAUGACGUAUGCCGCAUGUGUGGGCCACACACAGCCUUCUCUAUGAGCCCGGAGACAGGCCUUCUAGGAGAACAGACUGGUCUGCAGAGGUUCCCAAAAAAGGGCAUAGCCAGGGAGUUGGGGGACUGGAGUUCCAGUCCUGACAGCAGUGCAUGCCAUGGGCAAGCCCCCUCCUUUUUCUAACACUUCUAGUGUGAAUGGGUCUUUGAUGCCCUUCCUAGCUGUAAUGUUGGGGGACUCUGCUAUUCAGAUCAGAUGUAAAUAGACAAGGGCUGUGGUCUUUCUCGAAUUAUCAAGGCCAUUUCUGAUUUUAUCAGUGACAGAAGUCCCGUGAUGAUAACUACAGAUGGGCGGGGAGGGCAGCGGCUUCUCUGUGACCGCUAUGUUCCUUGGGCAGGACACCGAAUAGCCCAGAAUUCCCAAAGGACAGCAGUUCAGAAUGUCUGCCUCUCCCCCUGGACUCCAGGUUUGCAUUUGAGUUCAGAGACCCCCAUGUGCUCCCUAUCUUAAUCCCAACGUCCAGCUCACCUGGAGGCCAAGGGGAAGGGUCAACCGCCUGGCCUCCCACGCACGAUGCGCUCCCACAGUGGAGUCAGACGCACACACCCACAGGCACUCAUGCCCCAUUCACAUCUGUGUGCUUACACACUCUUACAGAGUUAGACACACACUCACGCGCCGUGUCCCUCACAUGCACACACCCACACAAACAGUCUUCUCCCCCAGAAGGAGGCUAAGACCCACAGUGGCUGCUCUGUGGCUUUGGGCAGGGUGGCUUGGCUGCAGAAACAGGACAGGGUGUCCGUCCUCCUCCAACUUUGCAAGUUCACGAGGGAAAGGGGUGAAGCAAUCAGUGAUGCAAGAAAAGCCACCCCACUGACAGACUGCUUUUAGACGUUCUGGGGUUACUUCUGCGAAAUGAAAAGGAGAGAAGGUGGAUGGAGUGAAGUCUGAAUGACCCAACUUCCAGUAGGACUUUCUUGUCGGCUCCUUUACACGGUCCUGCUGCAGCCCUGAGGGGGAGGUAGGGCACCGGCAUCGAUGGUGCCCAGUGAGUGUUUACAAGUGGGGGAACGGGGCACAGACCUGCACCCCAGAAAUUACUCUUCCCCCUUGAGCUGGCACUGCUUCAUGGGGACGCCAGCAGGAUGCCCUGCCCCAUCUGUGCGAAACAAGAUGGAUUCAAACCCCUUUGCACAUCCCGCACCCCGCGAGCUCCUCUGCUCUGAGAUCUCCCCUUGGCUGCCUUGUUAUGAACCCAGACAGGGAGCUAGCAACCCAGACAGGGAGCUCAACUGUUCUCUUGACUUCGACACAAGAUUAUUCAUGCGAGGAUGGUGCACAUGGGGCAAACUUUCCCCGAAGGAUUGACAUGAAGGAGAGAGUUUCCAUCUCAGAGUCAGGGAAAGGACAAAUCGAGAUUCAAACAGCCUUAUGCUUUUAAAACUCAUUGGCCCUCUUUCUGAGUCCUGCUCCCAGCCGAUUGCUGUCCUAACAUCUCCACCUUCCUUCAGACCAGCUCUCGACAAAACACACAGACGUGAUUGAUAGUUCUACACAUCACAGUCUGUGUUUGUGAAAACUUCGCACGUUUUUUUUUUUUUUAACAAGCCCAAUCGCAUUAUGAAUGCUUUACUGCCAGAUUAAAUUAGCACAGCUGGGAUUGAUAAAACUUCUAUUUCCAAGGAGCAACAUCUCUAAUCCUGUUUAUGAUUGCUGGCAAAUACCACCUAACUGACCCCCAGCGUUGGGUCAUAGCUGUGCUGUGUAUUGUUGUCUUAACAAAGAAAACCACCCUUUCUGCCAACUCUUGUAUUUGAUUUUAAUUGACAUCGAUUACUGUCUCUUAGCAAUCUUUUUCCUAAGUGAGACCUUUUGAUUAUUAAGAUUUUUUCUUAUUUUUAUCAGUUAAUGGUAUUGUAAACAUUUACACAUAAUAGAAAGGUAUGAUUUAGAAAGGGAAAUUUCCCCCCGCAAGCCCCAGUUUCAGCACUGACCACUGUUAAGAGUUUACAAUAUCUAUUGUCCAUUUUUUUCUAUGCAUGCACCACAGAAAAAGCACAGAAAUGGAAUCCAAACACUCAGGCAAAUUUUAAAAACCCAGUAGUAACGUAUCUGGGACGUCUUCCCUAUUACUACUUGUCGUUUGUCUUCUUUUAAUGACGGCGUGGGAGGAUGGUGAUAGAUUAGCCCGCUCUCCCAGGAACAGCGUCGGAAUUUGCUUCCAGAGUCUACUGUGUUUUACAUUAUUAGCACUGCAAUUAGCAGCCUUAAAUUUCAGUGCCCCCUGGUGUGGAAAUUAGAGUUCACAUCAGAAUCAAAACGAUUAUGUCCCAGAUCAUGACAGCCAGCUCCUUUGCAAAAACAAUCGUAAACUUUAUUGGUACCUUCCAGGAUCCAGAUACCGUGCAAGACACGGGGACUGGGGAUGGGGAAGAGAGAGAACAUAAACCCAAAGUCUCUGCCGUUCAGGACAGAGUGUCCUAGUAAGGGAGACAGAGAGACUGGUAAUGGUGACAAAAUACCAGUGUAACACUCAGCUUCCUAUAAGGGCAUGGAGAAAUGGGAGGAAGCAGUUCUGUUUGGAAAGGGAAUAAGGUGAUCAGUAGGCAGGCUGGGCUCAGAGAAGGGUCUCCAGGUGGAAGGAGGGACGUGAGCAGUGACAUAGCCCCUGGGAGGGCACAUCAGGGUCAGAGGAAGAGAAAAGCGGGGGUGGGUUAUAGGGUCCAAUGGAAGGCAGGGAGGAGCAAGACAUGGUGCUGGACAGAGAACUUGGAUCUAGAAGGAAAAAAAAAAAGUUGAAUGCCCAAUGAGAGCAUUUUAAAUCAUUCUGAGGCAGUGGGGAGCAGCUGCAGAAGAGAUCGUGAAACCCUGCAGCCGAGGACCAGGUGGGAACAAUUCCAGCACGUAACUCCAGCAGUGACACGCAGACGUUGGAGAAGGGACUACAACAGGGGCUGGAGAAGCUUCUCUGGCUGCCACGGCCCUGAUCCAGGCACCAGAUGAGCUCCUGACCUGGUGACAGGCUCUCACUGAUGGGGCAACCCCCGAAAGAGUAUCUGUGGAUGACACAUACCCACGUCUUACAACAACCUGCAAAACAGAGGGAGCGUAGCCAUUUUGCAAAUAGACCCAGGGAGGCGAAGUGGCUUCCCCAAGAUUUCCCAAGUAGUGUGUGGUACACGUGCCUUCUUGUGUCCAAAUUUGCUCUCUUUCUGCUGCGCCAUGCUGUCAUCACGAAUCGUGACAGUAGGGGAGGGAAGAAGGAAAUCCUUUUGAGAAGCAGUUUUGAGGCAGAGUGGACUAAAUGGCCAACCAAUCAGUUGUAGAGGAGAAGGGAAGGACGGGAUCGGUGGAGUUGCCAAGUUCGCUGUCAGACACGCUAGGACGCUGUUGGUUCGGAGAGAGUACAGUCAGUGCCGCUGAUGGAAUACUAUGUUUAUUUCCAAUGGCUGCUGUAACAAAUGCCCACAAGCUCAGUGGCUUGAAACGACAAAAUUUAUUAUCUCACAGCUCUGGAAGUCAGAAGUCCAAAAUGGUCUUUACCGGCUAAAAGCAAAGCGUUGGCAAGGUUGUAUUCCCUCUGGAGGCUCUAGGGAAGAAUCCGCUUUCUCACCUUGUUCAGCUUCCAGAGGCUGCCCAACUCCUUGGCUCCUGGUCCCUUUAUCUACCUUCAAAGCCAACGGCAUAGCAUCUUCCAAUCUCCCUCUGACUCUGACACUAACUCUUUUUCGUCUUAUACGAACCCUUCUGAUGACAUCAGACCCAACGAAAUAAUCCAGGAUUAUUACCCCACCUCGCACAUCCUUGGGAUUACGACAUCAACAUCUUUGGGAGGCAUAAUCCUACUGAGCACAAAUGCAAACCUCAAGUGAACUAAGAGAGCAUCAGGAAGAAGGCUGUUUCUCCCUCCAAGGCCCAGAGUCUGUGAGGGGCCUAGUGGGGGGCUCCGUGACCAUGCAGUGUUAUUAUACACCAGGAUGGAAGGCUUACGAGAAGUGGUGGUGUCGCGGAGCAGAGUGGAACUCAUGCCAGAUCCUCGUUCAAACCAAUGGAUCAGAGCAAGAAGUGAAGGGAGACCGUGUGUCCAUCAGGGACAAUCAGAGACACGGCUUACUCACGGUGACCAUGGAGGAGGUCAGGCGAGAUGACACAGACACUUACUGGUGUGGGAUUAGCAGAAAUGGACCUGACCUUGGAGCGUCUGUCAAAGUGACUAUUGACCCAGCGGACAGGGUUCUGAGCACCCCGGCGAGCCCGCGUUCUACAACAACUACCAGCGGCCGUGCCGGGGCGUCCUCCGACUCCUACAUCAGGGACCACUACAUUCUCCUGGCGUUCCUGAAGGUGCCCGUCUUGCUCGUGUUGGUCGGUGCCGUCCUUUGCUUGAAGGGGUCUCAGCAGAGACCGUCCAUCUCUAUGAACUUGCCCUCUGAUCUCCAUAGAGACACAGCCCCUUAGAUGGACGAGCAGAACCUUCCUCCCCCGGACCCCAUUUCCAGAGGAGACACAGGCUGUGGCAGAAAUGCCUCUGGGUCCUCGGGAGGCAGUGACUGAGGCUGGGGGUGCUGAGGGGCUGGCCGGGCACCCUCCCUGCUCUGCACAGCUCAGGGAUGCAACUUGGGGCCCCUCUUGAGGUGUCAUGGCCUCCUGGACUUGUUCCCACUCCUUCGGGUAGCAAAUGCCCACCCUACCCAACGUGGGGCUGAGGCUCAUGGUCGGAGCUGUUGGGAUGGGACCCAAACCGUGUCCUCUCUGCGGGAAGAAGUCGGGGCACAGAGCCAGCGACCAAAGCACAGAGAGAAGCAAUGGGGAUGCAGACAGAGACAGAGAUGAAGCCCUGCCCACGCCCUGGUCUCCUUCAUGCCCGAGACCAGCUCAGGCCCCUCCAUGUCCAAGCUUCUGAUAUAUAAGGGUUUUUUCUUGAGUUUCUGAGUUGGGCCUCAGAAACUACCUCAAGGCUGGGGAGAGCAGUCAGGAAAACUGUCUGAGGGAAAUGGAUUUUGCAUUUCCUACAUGAUGAUAUUUUAAUAAUCUUAAUAGUUAAUUUGUUUAAAUAAUCUUAAUAAUUAAAAAUGUCUGUGAUAAACAA